GAAUGUAAUGAUCAGAAGCGCAGGCUUAUAAACAUUGUAUAAACAAAUUACAUUAUAGUGUCCUCUUUCCCACAGCCCCAAAUUUGCUUUUAAAUAGGGAUGUCAUAAAAUGUAAACGUGGGCUGGUUGCUGAGCAAUCAACAUGUAGUCAUGUGACUGUGGGGGGUGGACAUCAGAACUUUGUAACCGGGUCAUAAUUCGACUGGGGGAGGUCUAUUAUAUCACUGAAGGGUUGCUAAGUGACCAGUCAAGGGCUAUCUGUAUGGUUGGCAGUUAGACCCAAUUUACAGAAGUCUGUGAUUCAAUCUUAUGUCCUGUUUCACCAGAGCUGAUAUCCUGAAUCACCAGACUCUCCAACAACUCGGAAAACGCGUAAGAGAAUGAGCGUUCUGCUAAUUGAAGCUUUUUAUGGAGGUUCACAUAAGCAGCUCAUGGACCUUCUUCAAGAAGAAAUAGGAGAAUGCGUCCUUUUUACUCUUCCAGCGAAGAAAUGGCAUUGGAGGGCAAGGACUGCAGCUGUGUACUUUAUGCAGAAUGUACCAGCCAGUGCUGAUUACAGGAUCCUCUUUGCAAGCUCAGUGCUUAACCUGACUGAACUGGUCGCCCUUCGGCCUGACCUUGGCAAAUUGAAAAAGAUCCUUUACUUCCAUGAGAACCAAUUGACAUAUCCUGUCCAGAAAUGUCAGGAAAGGGACUUCCAAUAUGGAUAUAACCAGAUUCUUUCAUGUUUGGUUGCUGACCUUGUGGUGUUCAACUCUAUCUACAAUAUGGAAUCCUUUCUAACAUCAAUUGGGAAAUUUAUGAAGCUGAUUCCUGAUCACAGGCCUAGACAUCUGGAAAAGCUAAUCAGGCCAAAAUGCCAGGUCCUUUACUUUCCAAUAAAGUUCCCAGAUGUGAGCAGGUUUAUACUAAAAAACACACUGCCCCACACUGCAGAAGCCCUGGAUGCUAAAGGAAUUGGAGCUACAUCUUUGCUUUUUGAGAUGCCUUUUCAAGAACAGAAGCGUGAAGCUGCAAAUAUCAUCAAUGUCCACAAUUUAGACCAAACACCUGGACACCAAAAAGUGGAGUCUGGAUUUUGUUGCUCCUGGCCAGAGAAACAGCACCUUUGUCAAGAAGAAGAGAGCGAACAUGCCACUCCUCUUGAUCACAGUUUGGGCAGCUUGAAACAUCAGCAGAGGCCUUUGCACAUUGUUUGGCCUCACAGAUGGGAACACGAUAAAGAUCCUGAAAGCUUCUUUAAAGUGCUGAUGAAAUUGAAAAAGAUGGAACUGAAUUUUCAUGUCUCUGUCCUUGGAGAAGCCUUCAGGGAUGUUCCAGAUAUAUUUUCAGAGGCCAAAAAGACAUUGGAAUCAUCAGUCUUACACUGGGGCUACUUACCCAGCAGGGAUGACUAUUUCCAAGUUCUGUGCAUGGCUGAUGUGGUCAUCUCCACAGCUAAGCAUGAAUUCUUUGGUGUGGCAAUGAUAGAAGCGGUGCAUUGUGGCUGUUACCCCCUCUGUCCGAAUUCUUUGGUCUAUCCAGAAAUAUUUCCAGCUGAAUAUCUGUAUUCUACACCUGAACAGCUUAUUAAAAGGCUUCAGAAUUUUUGCAAGAGACCAGAGAUUAUAAGGAAACAUCUUUAUAAGGGUGAAACAUCUCAGUUUUCUUGGGCAGCACUCCAUGGUAAAUUCAGGUCUCUCCUCACAGCAGAGCCCAGAGAAGAUUUGUGACAGAUGGGGCGAAGUCACAAACUUGCAGCCGAAAGCAAAAACGGGGGGGGGGGAACUUUCCAGUGUGUGUGUGUGUGUCCAUAUUUACCUGAUCCGAGCGAAAGAGGAAAAGUUGCAGAGGAAGCUCAACCUGGCUGCUUGUCAUAGCUGACACAGAGCCAUCUGCCACAAACCUGUGGCAGCUUCAGAUCUCCGAUCCCUGCCACCACUCCGGCUCAAAUUAAAUGCAGAUUCCCAGAGACGUUACGAUGGUUACACAUGUCCUCGGCAUCACAGGCAGGAGACUGAAAAAAUAAAUGUGGCCUGUUGUUUAACUCUGCUCAUGUAUCCCAUAUGUGAUGCCACAUUGAAUUUCCGGUGGAAUUUGUUUGUAUCCUUUGUACUGGAUGACACGGAGCCUGUGUGCUUUCUCUUGGCCGACGAGAUGGCAGCCAAGAUUGCAACUUCAAACAUUUGCUGCUUGGCCAGCUUUCUACCUAGACUGCCAGGUUAUCCUUGCAGCCUCGUUGCGUCCUCCAAGGGCCACAGGGUCUCGAAGGAGGACCGGUGCUCCCUGUCCAACCCACCCACCCUGACUAAUUGGGCAGAUCUCUAGGAAUUAUGGCGAGGUGGAGGCUGCUUUUUUUUGCACUUCUUCCCACCAUCUCUUCCUCCUCUUCUCCCCCUUCCUCCUUUUGCAAAUUAAUGACUCCAUGGUACUGGUGCUUUUAAGUGGAGGUAUUAAUAAGGGGGUCUGGCAGGUGAUCCAUGAUUCCCAGAGUUGCAUUUGCAUUUAAUUAAUCUUAAAGAAAGCUGGAAGAUAAACAGCUGUAAUUCAAACUAGCAUGGGAAAUAUGCUAUAUGGUGCCAUCUAUCCAAUGAAAUAAAAGGUUGGAGACUUGCUUUAUUUCCUGUCAAGCCCGGUGAACAGGCAGACAUCAGAAUUGUUCCAUGGGGGCAGAAUUCAAGGAUUUGUGUGCUUCCCCCCCCCUUCCUAUUUUGUUAUUAAGUAGAAGGGAUGGGAAUGAGAAAUUUGUACUUCCACAAAUGGGAGCUUUUCAUUAUAAAUAGAUUGUACAAUGAUGGAGCAACUGCAUUUGUUGAUGUUAGAUGCUCCAAAAUUUCAAAUGUGCUAUAUCUAUUUUUUAAUAAAGUACCCCUUGAUGUUUU
Crotalus tigris (Tiger rattlesnake) is the source of this 2861-nucleotide messenger RNA. It is a transcript of the gene QTMAN, whose product is annotated as glycosyltransferase like domain containing 1. The record is from RefSeq and is a predicted model, not a curated record. The coding region runs from base 381 to 1712 and encodes 443 amino acids. Lineage: Eukaryota; Metazoa; Chordata; Lepidosauria; Squamata; Viperidae. Gene Ontology annotation, molecular function: glycosyltransferase activity. The transcript has 10 exons.